Cyphomyrmex costatus is the source of this 2247-nucleotide messenger RNA. Its product is annotated as ATP-binding cassette sub-family B member 8, mitochondrial. The record is from RefSeq and is a predicted model, not a curated record. The coding region runs from base 118 to 2214 and encodes 698 amino acids. Gene Ontology annotation, molecular function: ATP hydrolysis activity; ATP binding; ABC-type oligopeptide transporter activity. Lineage: Eukaryota; Metazoa; Arthropoda; Insecta; Hymenoptera; Formicidae. Gene Ontology annotation, cellular component: mitochondrial inner membrane. Gene Ontology annotation, biological process: oligopeptide export from mitochondrion. The transcript is spliced from 10 exons.
UUUAAUGUCGUGAAUUCAAUAAACGAAAUAGACACGCCGAAAAGUACAUGCCGGCAUAAUUAAUAGACGUUAGUUCAAUAUAUAUCACAAAUUAUAAAAUAUUAAUAUAUUACAAAAAUGUCUGUGUUACGUGCUGCGUUUUUCACAUAUCAUAUUAAUGGUUCUGUUAUUCCAAGGUAUUCCUUGCAGAAGUGUUUUCUACAAGGAAAGAGUCAGAAUUUAUUGGGAACAGCAAAGCGUGAACUUAGUAAAAUUAUUCAAAGAUGUGCCAAAGAAAAUGUGGACAAGCCAAAGCUUCUCUCGUACAUUCAGAAAUUUGGCUUUGGUGGGCUUGGUGUGACGGUUGCUUGUAUUUUAAAAUCACGCAAUCAAAUUGUGUUCUGCAAAGAAGUUAAAAGAACAAGUGACAUAAGUCUGGUCAAUCCAGAUAACUCUGUUGAAUCAUUGAUCUUUGAAUGGACAAAAUUUUUUAAAUAUUUAUAUCCACAUAUCUGGUAUUUAUUAAUAGCACUGUCAAGUGCAUUAAUAGUUGCAUUAUUAAAUAUACAAAUACCGCAAUGUGUUGGAAGUGUUAUAAAUGUACUUACGGAAAUAUGUCAGAAUAAACAAGAUUCUGCAAAACAAGUCAUUCUGCAGCUUACUCAACCAGCUUUUACUUUGGCGCGUAUGUACAUUGUGCAAGCAUUUUUUACUUUUGUAUAUAUUUAUACUCUGUCACACGUUGGUGAAAGGGUUGCAAUGAGCUUACGCCAAGAUUUGUUCAAAUCCAUUAUUAUGCAAGACAUAGCGUUUUUUGACAAAACACGUUCUGGUGAAAUAGUAAGUCGAUUGACCAGUGAUAUUCAAGAUUUUAAAAGUUCAUUUAAAAUCUGCAUUUCUCAAGGCUUGAGAAGCUUCACGCAAAUUAUUGGUUGUAUCGUCUCUGUAAUAGUGAUAUCACCGCAGUUAACCACUCUUGUGGUACUCAGUUUGCCUCCAAUAAUUUUUGUCGGUACUCUGCUGGGAAGAAGUUUGCGCAUGCUGUCGAUGGAAGCGCAAAAUCAAGUUGCAAAGUCUACAGCUGUCUGCGAGGAAGCUAUACAAAAUAUCCGAACGGUGAGAGCUUUCGCCGCAGAGGAGAAAGAAGCGGAAAUGUUUUACAAAGAGAUUGAACAUUCGUCUGAUCUAUAUGAACGAUUAGGUUUUGGUAUAAGCUUUUUUCAAGCAGGAACGAAUUUAUUGCUUAAUGGUAUUCUACUUUCUACACUGUACUUUGGUGGACAAUUACUCUCAACAGGACAGUUGUCUCCGGGAAAUCUCAUGGCAUUUUUAAUGGCUACACAAACCAUACAAAAGUCUUUGGGCCAAUUGUCGGUACUUUUCGGAACUUUUGUUAGAGGACAGAGUGCUGGGGCUAGGGUUUUUCAGUAUUUAGAUAUGCCACCUUCAUCAAUGAUGAUCGGUGGUGACAUAAUCGCGGAUAAAUCUUUAGCGGGGAAUAUAGUUUUCAAAGAUGUGAAUUUCAGUUAUCCCACUAGACCUGAUCACGUUAUUUUGAAAAAUUUUAACUUACAUAUUCCCGCUGGGAAAACUGUGGCUAUUGUUGGUACUAGUGGUAAUGGUAAAUCAACAGUGGCUGUAUUAUUAGAAAGAUAUUAUGAUGUUGAUAAAGGCUCCAUUACUAUUGACGGUCGAGAUAUCAGAUCUCUUAAUUCAAGUUAUCUCAGAGGUAAUGUUUUAGGCUAUAUCAAUCAAGAGCCUACUUUAUUCGCUACCAGCAUUAUGGAAAAUAUAAGAUAUGGAAAACAAGACGCAACAGAUGAAGAGGUCAUUGAAGCAGCUAAAGAAGCAAAUGCACACGAAUUUAUAAUAAAGUUCCCAGAUAGCUACGCGACUGAGGUUGGUGAAAGAGGUACGCAACUCUCUGGUGGACAAAAGCAACGGGUUGCUAUCGCCAGAGCCUUAUUAAAACAACCGUCUGUUUUAAUUUUGGAUGAAGCAACAAGUGCAUUAGACUAUGAAAGCGAGAGAGUUGUUCAAAAAGCGAUUGAAAAUGUUACAAGAGAUAGAACAGUUCUUGUCAUUGCUCAUAGAUUGAGUACCAUUAAAGGAGCUGACGUAAUUGUCGUGUUACAACGUGGUGUCAUUGUGGAGAUGGGCACACAUUCGGAAUUGAUUAAACGGAAAGGAGUAUAUUACACGCUUGUUAACGAGCAGGAAAAAGAGAAUAUGUAAUAGUAAUAAGAUAUAGAACAAAUUACAUUGUAC